AUGGAGUAUUUAAUUGAAGAGUUAGGUUCUUAUAUAACCAAAAAUGAUGAAUGUAAAGAUGCCAAUUCUCCAGAAAUAAUGACUAAUAUUUUAAAAGAUAUUCUAACUAAUUGUUCAUCUACAUAUUUCACAUCAACAGCACCACUAAAUCGUGGUACAGCCAACGAAGAUAGUCAUGGGAAUAACAUAGUUAAUGAAAUUGCUGAAGUGGAAAAUCUUAUUUUUAAUAAAGAAAAAGUUUUGAAAAAAGAAUUAAUCAAAAAUAGAGAGGUUAUUUUAGAUGAAUGUAUGGAUUACUCAAAAUUGGUUUCUAUUAAUGACUUGCAACUUGCACUAAAAUCAUGCAAAGAGGAAAAGGAAAAAAAAAAGGACGAAAAUAGUCGUAAUAUCAAUGAAAUGCUAUCAAUAUUUAAAAAUAAAAACAACCAUUAUAAUAAUGAUAAUAACAUCAAUAUAUCUUUUUUAUUAGAGAAUUUAGAUUUGUUAAAUAACAAAAUAUUGGAAAUACCAAUGGUUCUAAGUAUAUGUAUUAAAACAGGUCAUUAUAAUGAAGCAUUAUUACUGCAGCAACAUGUUAAAAAAAUAUUAUUAUCUAGAUACAAUGGGAGUGAAAUUAUUCAAGAAAUCUCGAAAAUCCUUGAUAACGAAGUCCAAAAUACAAUGCUGUAUGGUUUGGUGAGGAUAUUGAGCACUUGUGAAAAUUAUAUAACCAUUAAAAAAAUUUUAAAAAUAUUAUCUAAUAUUGAAAAGGAUGAUGAUGAUGAUAAUGAUGAUAAAAGACGGAAUUUCUAUAUUGGCAAUAGAACACCUUAUUUAUUUUUGAUAAUGAGGUUUAAGUAUAUUCAACAAAGGUUGAGUACUAUCGGCAUAUUUUAUGACAAUAAUAAUAUAUCUGAUAAUAUCAAUCAAGUAAGAAGGAGAAUUGAUGUAAUAAGGGAAGACGUUUACACAACUUUGAAUAUAUUUGUCACAACGUUUAACAACGAUGAAUUAUUAGAAACUGAUUAUGAGGUUUAUUUAUUGGAAUUCACAAACAAUACGUUAAAUGAAAUGUUAAACUUUGUUAAACAAAAGGAUGGUAAAACAGUUGCCACUACAAUUGAAUUUUUUACUGAAGGUGUGCUUUUGCAACUAAUUUACUGUUCUUACAGGUUAGGUGAUAUCAAUCCUAAAUUCAAUUGGUUAAUGUUGAACAAAAUUAAAGAACUAAACAUCUAUACUACGGAACAGUUGGCUAAUGCCAUAAGGAAAAGGAAUGAGAUGAAUCUUGAAUAUGGGGGUCUCGGUAGUAUUGGGAUUGCCACUGAAUAA
Molecule: messenger RNA, 1311 nt
Organism: Saccharomycodes ludwigii
Lineage: Eukaryota; Fungi; Ascomycota; Saccharomycetes; Saccharomycodales; Saccharomycodaceae
Product: Golgi transport complex subunit COG8
Exons: 1
Coding region: 1-1311 (436 amino acids)
Biological process (GO): intra-Golgi vesicle-mediated transport; cytoplasm to vacuole targeting by the Cvt pathway
Cellular component (GO): COG complex
Source: RefSeq, a predicted model, not a curated record